AGAGCCCGGCUCCGGCAAGUCCCUCCUCCGCCUCGGCGGUGCGGGCCGCCUCCCUCCCCUCCCCUCCGGCCGUAAGCCUCCUCCGGCGCAGCGGCGGUGCCCGCCGGCCCCAUGGCGGCGGAGCCCCAGCCCAAGGCGCUGACUCGCAAGCCUCUCCUGCUCAACAAGGUGGAGGGCUCGCAGGAGGUGGUGAACAUGGCAGCGAUAGUGCCCAAGGAGGACGGGGUCAUCAGCGUCUCCGAGGACAGAACAGUUCGUGUUUGGCUGAAGAGAGACAGUGGGCAGUACUGGCCCAGUAUAUACCAUGCAAUGCCAUCUCCAUGUUCAUGCAUGUCUUUUAACCCGGAAACCAGAAGGCUGUCCAUAGGUCUAGACAAUGGUACAAUCUCAGAAUUUAUUUUAUCUGAAGAUUACAACAAGAUGACACUAGUGAAAAGUUACCAGGCUCAUCAAAGCAGGGUCAUCAUGAUUCUCUUUGUCCUGGAAAUGGAGUGGGUGUUAAGCACUGGACAAGAUAAACACUUCACGUGGCACUGUUCGGAAAGUGGCCAGCGGCUGGGAGGGUACCGCACCAGCGCAGGUGCCUGUGGCCUGCAAUUUGAUGUGGAAACCCGGCAUGUGUUUGUUGGUGAUCACUCUGGGCAAGUGACCAUACUCAAACUAGAGCAAGAGUCCUGCAGCCUUGUUACAACAUUUAAGGGACACACAGGUGGUGUCACUGCUCUCUGUUGGGACCCAAUACAGCGAGUUUUAUUCUCAGGCAGUUCUGAUCAUUCCAUUAUAAUGUGGGAUAUUGGAGGAAGAAAAGGAACAGCCAUCGAGCUGCAAGGACAUAAUGAUAAAGUUCAGUCUCUCUCCUAUGCUCACCACACUCGGCAGCUCAUCUCUUGCGGAGCAGAUGGAGGAAUCGUCGUCUGGAACAUGGAUGUUGAGAGGCAGGAGACCCCUGAGUGGCUGGAUAGUGAUUCCUGUCAAAAAUGUGACCAGCCUUUCUUCUGGAACUUCAAGCAAAUGUGGGACAGUAAGAAAAUAGGCCUCAGGCAGCAUCACUGCCGGAAGUGUGGAAAAGCCGUGUGCGGCAAAUGCAGCUCCAAGCGCUCCUCCAUCCCGCUGAUGGGGUUUGAGUUUGAAGUGAGGGUCUGCGACAGCUGUCACGAGUCCAUAACAGAUGAAGAGCGGGCACCUACAGCUACUUUCCACGACAGUAAGCACAACAUUGUUCACGUACACUUUGAUGCCACCAGGGGAUGGCUGUUGACCUCGGGGACAGACAAGGUUAUUAAGUUGUGGGAUAUGACACCAGUAGUGUCUUGAUGUUACAUCAGUGGAACUGGAAAGGUGACAUUUACAGAAGAAACCAAUUUUCUAACCCUAAUCAUACUGCAGAAGAUAGAUAACGUUGGGUGCAUACAGCAGAUGAGAAAGGAACUAAUGCGUUUACAAUUUUAUGUCCUCUGCUUGAUCAAGGCUGAGCAUUUGCACGAAGACUCUUUCCACUUCUCAAAAUAUUCAAGAAGGUAUUUUUUUAACUAACGGUUUGUACGAUCUGACUUCAGCUGUCUUGAAUUCAUUUGGAAAAUCUGUGUGCAGUGCAAUUUUUAGUUUUUAUAUUUAACUAUGUCAAGACACUUACUGCUUUGUACAGAGGGCUCUUGGGUUGUGCCCCACCAUGUGAGUUUUUGGUAUCAACAGACUGUAUUAGGCAAUCGGCUCUCCCACAGCAAGUACCUAUUGAUUUGGGAUAUUUCUGCUGACCAUGCUCUCUUCAGUGGAGGAACCCCAAAUGCAGUGUUGUGUGUUCUCUGGUGCAUCGCCAAGGAGCUGAUGGACUACUGCAAUUCCUAAAAGGGCUCUACCAUCUACUUGUCCUAGUGGGCAUCAUCCAGAGAGCAUUUUAUUCGUCUGUGUAAUCUUCCUGCCUCUUCCUUUGCUGCACAAGUUGCAAAACCAGGGGGCAGGUUGCUCAGCAACUAAUUUCUACAGAAAACUGAAAUAGUUUUCCAGCUCAGAGCAUUACAAGAACACACAGACUUGUUUGAGUUUGAUGAAGCUGACAGGCUGAUUCAAAUGAAAUUAUUGGCAACAGGAACUUUUGGGAGUGUGUGCAUGGAGGGUGGGCAAAUCUAAAACUGGUCUAGGUUGGAAAAGUCUGGUUAACCUCUACCUCUACCUCUACCUUGCACAGCAACAUUUCAGCAUUUAUAUCUGUCUGUGUUGUUGAAGAUGAAUUUUGUUUUUCCUGUUUUCCAUAUGGUUAGUCAUAUUUUUUUAAAAUGCUGAUGUUUUUUAUUAAUUUCCUCUAUAGACCCAAAACUGAUAUUGCUGAAUGACUCCCAUUGUCCUGUUGUCAUAUUUUAUGGUUUCUUUUAAAAAUAAACAGUAUUUAAAAACCUG
This is a messenger RNA of Manacus vitellinus (golden-collared manakin), 2394 nucleotides long. It is a transcript of the gene WDFY2, whose product is annotated as WD repeat and FYVE domain containing 2. Gene Ontology annotation, molecular function: protein binding; metal ion binding. Bases 112 to 1314 code for a protein of 400 amino acids. The record is from RefSeq and is a predicted model, not a curated record. The transcript is spliced from 12 exons. Lineage: Eukaryota; Metazoa; Chordata; Aves; Passeriformes; Pipridae.